This is a messenger RNA of Nomia melanderi (Alkali bee), 4683 nucleotides long. The record is from RefSeq and is a predicted model, not a curated record. NCBI's taxonomy places the organism in Eukaryota, Metazoa, Arthropoda, Insecta, Hymenoptera, Halictidae.
UGAAGCUUUGAUAUGAUAUAAACCACAGACUUUGAGAAAUCUCUGUAUGUCCAUUAUAACGAUUUUAAUUAAUAAAAUUGCCAUUUUUAACGAGCAAUAUUGAUUGAAAAGGAUGCAAUAAAUAAUUUUAAAUUAUUAAAAUAAUGAUUGAUCAACAAAUUGUUAACGUUUACAUUGAUUACUUUUUGGUCGGUAACAUGACAUAUUUGGUUCACAGAAAUUGUUAUUCAUAUCUAAUUCGGUUUGCUGACUCAACAAAUAAUUAUAGAUGAAUGAAAAGUGAAGUACUGUUAAGUAUUUUCAGUCGAAAGUAGCUUUUAAAAACAUGCCUGGGUCAUGAUUGUUUUGAUGCCGAAAGAUCAAUAUGGCGACUUCCAUAGAAUAUUAAAUAAAAGUGAAGAAUUCUGUUAUAAAGUUGAAGUUUUGUAAUAAAUUUCAUACGAAAGUUUAAUAAUUCACUAUUAAACAUACUUAUUAUAAUAUAAUAACUGUCCAUAAUGUUUAAAUACAAGAGGUGAAACACCAUCAUUCCAUUGUUAUUAAAAUGCGUGACGAAUCACCGUAUAAUAGUAACAAAUAAAACCGUGUUAAUGUUAACAAAAAAUGUUGCAACACCGUGCAUUAUCGAGAGAUAAAGUAUUGUUUCGUAUUUUAAAAAAUAAAAGCCCGAAUGGUAGCAUCAUAUGCGAGAAACUGAAUAACAAUGUGAAAAACAUUGUUGUAUUAUCAGAGGAUGAACUCUGCGAGCUAUGGCAACACAUGAAGACCAUGCUACUAGAGGCUCAAAAAUUAUGUACUCAGACAUCAAAGAAUCAGAGUAAAUAUGCAAAAGAGUACAGUCUCAUGAUUAAACUAAUACGUACAAUAACUGCAAUAGCACUUGAAACAAUUGUACAACGAAUAUUUAUUCCUAAUGUACUUCUACAAAAUGUAAUGUUGUUGCAUUCCAAUGUGCUGCCCAAUAUAAAUGAUAAACAGGCAAAAAAUGAAAUAUCUUACCUGUUAGAAAACUGGUGGAAAUUAGAUAUGACAUGGAGGGAAAAGGUGGUAAAAAAUGUAGUUAAAUAUCUCAUUCAAGGAUGCAAGACAUCAUUGCAACAUGUAAAACGCUUGUAUGAGAUAAGGUCUGCUAUUACACUACUAAAAUGUACAGAAGAUGUGCAGCAAUUGCUUAAACUUGUACGAGAAAACACUGUGAUGUCACUCGAAGAAGGUCGACUAUUGAUAUUACAUUUGUUUACUCUGGGGGAACAGUACAUAUUGGGAAUUCACAAUAAUAUAAAGGUUGUUUUACAAAAUGUAAAAGAUAGUUACAUCACUGGUUAUGCAAAUUUAUAUGUGUCUGCAUGGCAAAACGCGACAGUGAAGUUAAGAAAAUUCAUUGUGGAGAAUUGUUUCCAAAAUAUCAUUUUUCAUUGUUUUCGUGCUUAUAGAGAUUCUAUAGGACAAAGGAAGCUUGGUAAAAACCUGCUUUUAUUUCUUGCUGCCAUUCAUGAACAUAAAAAUAAAGCAGCAAGAACAAUGAUUCAUAACCAGUGCAAACCUUUACUCUGGAAACAUUUGAAGGCACCCGGUUCUUACAUUAAAUGCAAUGCAGUGGAGAUUCUAUUUAUAACAAGUAUUGCGCAGUAUACAUGUGCGGCGAAAGAUAGAAAUAGAUUUUUCCUUCAAACAUUUUAUAAGACAAUAAAUGAUCUUUUAAAUGACACUGAUCACGAAGUGCGCAACGUUACCAUGAUUGGUCUCUUGAGACUAUUAGAAAAGCAUUGGAAUUGUGUACCACACAAUAUUAUUCGUAAUUGGUUAAACGUUUUACUGCAUUACACGAAAUGUGCUAAUAAUGCGGAAAUCAGAGCAAACGUCUUUAUUGGUUUGAAACAAAUAUUAAUUAAGGAUCGAUCUCAUAGAAUACUUAAAGACUUUUUACCAAAUUUCGCGAAAAGUAUUUACGAUGAAGAUAAGACUGUUGUGGAAGCAUUAAUGAAACUUCUUUGGCAUGCCCAAAAUCAACUUGACAUACCAUUUUGGGAUAUUGUACCGCUGACGUACGUUCUCGAUCAAAUAGAGAGAACACAAGACACAUCUUUACUCCAAGAAUUAAUAAAGUUUCUUUGGUUACGUAUAUGUCCGAACGGUUCAAGUAAUGAUAAAAUAGCAGAAGAAAUAAUAUAUAUAGGAAUGAAUAAUAUUAAAGCAAUUAGGAGGUUUUUCCUUCAUUCUAAGUCCGUUAUCGAUUCGAGCAUGUUCGCACAAAUAAUCGAACGACUGUUGUCCGAAAUAAAGAAAGAAAUGGAAUGUAUUCAAAUCUCGAAAACAUCGAGGAAAAGAUGCACGAAAAAAAUUAAGUUGAACCAUAAAGGAAAUAAAGAAACCGAGAAUCUGAAUAAUUGGGAAGAAGAUGAUCUGGAUAGCUACAGAGAUAUACAAAUAUGUAUCGAUGUUAUUGCUAUGUUACUAGUAGCAAAUGUGAGCAAUUUAGAUGACAAUAAUUACAGUGAAAAAGAGAUCAAAAUCAUGCAGUCCAUUGCAAACGUUUUACCAGAAUUUUCUUCAUAUUUUAAGGAAACCCCGGUUAACGACUCAAUUAUAUUCAUAUUUUCAUUAAUGCCAACCAAAUAUUUUAUCAAUAAGAUCGAGGUAAUGGAAAACUUAGCGCAACAAUUAUGUAGUACAAAUACUUCCGACGAUACACUUCUCUCGCUUAUACACGUUUUCAUAAAGUGGAAUAAGGGGCAAAUGAUUUUCCUCGCGUUAACUAAUCUGUUUGGAGAAUCACUAAAGAUAAAUACACCUAACAACCAGGGUUUUUGCGAUUCACAGGAUGUCUUUACGGUGAACGUGAAAGGCUUAGAGUUGAGCCUGCGUAUAUUGAAACACUUAUUGCACGUUGAAUAUCAGUCAGUUUUAAUGAACAAGUAUCAUCAAGACGUACUUAAGUUUUGGGAAACUUUGCACAUGUUGAGAACUGUUACGGAAAAAAUGUUAAGCAAUGAAUGCAAUAUAAGUAGUCUAAUAUCCAAAGACUUGGUUGUGAAGUUUUUUAAAGAAUAUUUAUCAAUGGUCUCGUUGUUGCACAAGAGAGAUGUGUUUGACGCAUCGGAACAUUUCUCGGAAAUUCUGUUGUGGAUCAAAAAGUACGUAGAAAAAGAUCAGGCGUAUAUUUUCUUUAUAAUAUUGGAAUAUUCUAACGUGUGUGAAAUUUUUGAACGUAGGUCAAUAAUACCACAUAUACCGCAUCUGGAUGUAGAUAUCGAAGGCCGAGAAAUUUGUAUAGAUUUAAUAAAAUGUACUCUCGAUACCUCGAAUCUGCUGAUAAAAGAAUAUAACAGUACCCCAAAGUUAUGUUGUGAUAUAGUACUUUUAUAUUGUAGUUGUUUGUCUCCUGUGGGAGGUGUUGUUUUCUUGAACAACGCAUUCGAUGCAAUAUUGAAAUUAUUAGAUUUUGGUAAAAUGGCUUUCGACAAUAACGAACCGAAUUUAUUAGAUAUCAUUGUACCGAAUUUCGUAUGCGUCACGAUGGUUACCUUGACUAGGUAUAACGAAGACGUUUUAGCCAAACACACAGAUAAUUUAAAAGUAAUGCAUGAACUGACAAAAAAAUAUUUUUGUAUUAUUAAGAGUACCUUUAACGACGAAAAGAUGUGUCUCCCCUAUAUUACCAUUCUGUUUAACACCGCGAUCAGCAGUAUAAGCACAGAAAUGACUUGCGUGCUCCAAAAUACGUUUGUUAAAGAGGAAGAUAUUUUAAUUACAUCCUUUCCUUAUUUGGCGAAGAAGAUAUUAAAAAUCAUCUUAAAUACAAAAAAAUACCAAACACUGAGUGUUCAAGUGCUAACAAAAACAAUAACAAGUUAUACAAAAAUCGACACACUUUCGGCGCUAGUAAUAAUGUAUAAAAUGUCUAAGUUGCCAGACAAGGCACUUAGCAAUAGACUUAAAAAUAUUACUUUGGCAUUCAAAGUACACAACCAAGAUCAAUCUUAUGAUACCCCUUUCGACAGAUCCAUACAAAGUGCAAUAAUCAUAGCCAUCGAUGCGAUAUUGCAGAAGUAAUUCACUGAUGCCACACUGAACAGAACUAUAACACAUCAGGAUAUAUUAUUCAUUUAAAAAAAAAUGUACUUUAAGUACAAAACAAAUUUCGUGCAAUCAGAGCUAAAAAAUUUUUAUGUUAUUUACUUACUCUCCACGAUAAAAAGAAAAAUAUAUUUAGUUAUAUAUUUUUACAUGUUAUUAAAGAAUAUUUUUGUAUAAAAAACAAAAAGUACAAAAGUUAUGCAACUGACAAAUACAAACGGGACUAAUGUAUAUAGUCGGUAAAAUAAAGAUUCUACAGAUUAUUCCUAAAUUUAUAUAAAUAUAUAUUUUGUUUACAACCGUUAUAUAAUAAUACUUUAUACAAAUUGUCAUUCUCCUUUAUGUAUUACUUUUUUACAUAAAAGAUUUAGACAAAUUACAAAGUAUAUAGUUACCACAACAAGUAUUUGUUACAUAUUUAUACAAUUUUGAACCUGGUCCUUUUUAUCUUCGCAUACUAAUCAACCGGAAGAUGUUAUAUUCCUCAUUUGCCUAACAGCAGCAACAACUCUGGCAUUGCAACCAGAACUGCCAUUUUGAUAAUCUUCGGGUGACAAUCUCAAUAAAACGGACAUAUGCUGUAAAUUUUCUGACAAAGACAAACCC